Messenger RNA from Paramecium sonneborni, 6516 nucleotides. NCBI's taxonomy places the organism in Eukaryota, Ciliophora, Oligohymenophorea, Peniculida, Parameciidae. The record is from the annotation of a GenBank genome assembly.
AUGCUUCUAAAUUAAUCAACAUAACUUUUAAACUUAGCAGAGCAAAACUAAAUUGAUAAAGAUAUUGACCACAUUAAUGAUAUAGAAGAUUCAAAAUUAUUUUAUAAAAAGGCCUACAUUAUUUUGAUGGAUUUAAAUAAAGACUCUUUUUUUAACAAUCACAUAGAAGGAUAAUCAUUGAUAGCUAUUUGUAUUAAUCAAAUGCUCUUAACUGAUUAACUUUAAUCUAAAUUACCUUAAGAAACAAUUAAAAAUAUUAGAUAACAUGACACAGAAUAUUUAAUUGAAUUAUUGAAGUUAUUUAUAGAUAAUAAAGAUGAAAAAUUACACAUAACAAAAUAGAUAAUUAGAUAAAUAUUUACUAUUAAUGAAGAAAGAAAUUGUUAGAUUUCUAAGUUAGUAUUCUCUAAUCUAAAAUUACUAUAAAAUUCAAUUUCAACAACGUUAAUCCUUUAAUCUAUUAGAAUUUGGAUAGAAUCAAAAAAUCCUAAAGUUAUUGAGUAAGUUCGAUUAUUUUUGGAGGAGUUUCUAUAAAAUUCAUGCACUUAAAUUAAUUAUGAUUCUGUAUGCAUUGAAAUAUUGUUUGAUAUAUUAUGUAAAUUUAAUCAUUUUAUUUUAGCUUCUAUUUAAUAUUUAGGAUUUAUUGAUGAAACUAAUUUUACUGAGAUAAUUCUAGGAGAGAUUAUAUAAAUUUUUCAUUUUCUUUGGCAUUAACUUGAAGAAGAAACUAAAGAUAGAAUGUUUGAUAAAAAAACUGAAUUUUGGUUAAGUUACAUUCAUAAAUUAAAUUAAUAGUUGAAUCCUAUAAUUCCUAUAUAGAAGUCAAUGUCUAGUAAGUUAAAAGAUUGUGCUGGUUUGUAUUUGAUUUUACAUGAUCAAUAAAAUACUAAGAAAUACAUUAAAUCAACAAUUAUCUUAUUAGAUUUUAUUGAUACUCUUUUUCCACUCGAAUAGUAAUAAGUAAAAUAAGGUUUAUUAUUAUAAAAUCUUAUUAAAUCAUCUGUAGAAUUCUUAAUAGAUCCUAUCUUAAAAGAUGAUGCAAUUGUCUUAUAGAUUUUAUAGAAAGUUUUAAAUUAGGUACAAUUAUUAAAUCCUUCUGUGAAAUAAAAAGUAUUUUAAUUAAUUUGGUCAAGAUGGUCACCUGAAAAUCCAUUUUAUGUAAAAAUUUUACAAUCUAUUGUAUCUAUUUUUCUUGAAAAUGAAGAUUAACAACUAGGAACAAGAAAUAAUUUUUUUUUCUCUAUUUUAGCUAUGGAAAGUGAAAAAAAAAUAAUUCAUCCUUAAAAAUUUCAUACUUUAUUACAAAUUUGUUAAUAUCUCUGUCUUGAAAAUGCACCUGUAAAUAUGGAAUAAAUAUUUUCAUCAUAAUAAGAUUCAAAUGCUUGUUUGAAAUUAAAAUAAUAUAAAAUUAAAAAAAGUUUUCAAGAAUUUUUUUAAGUAAAUAAUUAUUAUUCUAUGAUUAUCAAAUUAAUAUAAGGAAUUUAAAAUACAACUAAUAUUGUUUACAUUUUAAAAGAGUUUAUUAAAUUAGAAUGGUUGCUUACAGAAGGUUUGAAUUUAUCAUAAGUUGAAUUUGCUGAUGAGUUUGUUUAAUUUUUAGAACAAAAAUUAUAUCUUUUUUCAGACGAUUAAUAAAAGGAAAUAAUUGAACUCUUAUAAGAUUGUUCAGUUUCUAUGAUAAGUCGAUUUCUCAAAUUAUAGAAUUUGCCUGAUUAUUUAGAAUAAUAUGGAGAAAUUAUUAUAUAAAAUGAAUUUUGUUUAAAAGUAAUAAUUACUUUUUUUUAUUUUUAGGUUUUAGUUGAAGUUUUUAUCUUUAAUAAUCAUCCAUCAGAAUGUUUAAAAUAAAAAUGUCUAUAAUUUUUAGGCAUUCUAUUAUCAUAUAAUGAAUAUAAUUAAUUAAUAUUUAGAGAAUGUAUACGCUUAUCUGUAAAUUAUUAUAUUAAAUAUUAGAAUUUCUUAUAAUGUAUGAGAAAUCAGAAAAAUAAAAAACUAUAGUAAUCAAUGGAAGAUGUUCUAAAAAGAUCUUUAUCAUUUAUUAGAAAUGAUCAAAUUUAAAAAAUGAUUCAAAAUGCACCCAAAGAUCCAUAGAAAAAUAAAGUUUUUAGAUAAUCUAAUUUUUCUCAAUAUGUUGGAGCUACUUUAGAAACUUUUUCUAAUAUUAGUAAGGAUUGUAAAGGAAAAAAAUAGAUUUAAUUGUUAGGUAAGGAGAGUGGUAUAGUGAUCAAGAACUAUUAAGAUUUAUGUACUAAAAAAUGGAAAUCUUUUAGUAUACUUAUUGAAUUUAAGAAAGAAAGCUUUUAUUUUAUUAAUUCAAAUGCUAAACAAAAAGAAGACAUAUAUAAAGAAGAGUAGGUUUUAUUUAAUAUGAGUGGGUAGAUAGAACGUUAAAAUAUCAAUAAUUAAUCAGGUUAAAAGCAUAAUAAUAUUCAAUAAGUUGACUUUCUUAGAGUUGCCCUCUUAAAACCACCAUCUAUUUCUAAUGAAAAUUAGAAAAUUAAUCCAUUAGAAAAUUCUCUCAAAAUUUCAAUAUUAAAUUUUGAAUAAUAAAUGUUUGACAUAAAUUUCAAUUUCACUUAAAAAUCAAAAGAUGAAUUGAUUUUAUUAUUAAUUAUGUUUGAAGAUAAACCUAAGCAUACAUUUUCAAUUAAAAUUUAAGAUGAACCAAAAAAGGGUUUUCAUAUUAAAUCAUUUUUAACAGAGUAUACGAAGAAAUAUUCAGAAAAAUAUCAUAUUUCUUUAAAUAUAGGAACAUAUUAUAUAAAUUAAUAAUUUUAGAACUCUUUUUAAGGAACAAUAAAUAAUUUUAUUUUAAUAUAAAAGAAUUUGUAUUCAAAAUAAAUAGAUGCUAUAUUUUAAAGAAAUUAAAAUAAUUUAAUUGAUAUUAUUGAAAAAGAAAUAUUUACAUCUGGAAAUGAAGAUAUUGAAAGUAUUAAAUAAUUCUAUUUUUAGGUAGAGAAAUUUAAUAUUUGGAUAUUGAUAAACUCAAAACUUCUUUUGAAUUAGUAGAGAUUAAAGAUGCAAUAAAAAUAGCAAGAUACUAAGAAAUAUAAGAAUAAAAUUUUUUCAUGAAUAUGAUAAAAAAACAAGUUUAGCAUAAAAUGGAAUAUGAAAUAAAUCAAAUAGUAAAAGUUAUUAAUUAGGGAGUUAAUAUAGUUGAAGAUGCAGGUUUAGCAGAAGUGUUUUUAAGUUUAGAUAAUAUUGAAAUUAUACUGUUUAUAAUCUAAAUCUCUACUUAAACAUAUUUUAAUUUGGAGAAUUUCGAAAGAAGAUCUAGUAGAUUGAAAACCAUUACAGUUUAAUAACAGAAUGGAAAUUAAGGAAUUUAUAGAAGAACAAAUUACUUUGAUAAUUUGGGCAGAUAAUUAUUUUUAGUAAAAGAUAUGAGAAAAAGUAGAGAAGACUUCUUAAAUUGUCAAUAGUUUCAUUUGAGUUUAAAAAGAUUAAAUAGUUCUUAAUUAUCUUAAGGAGAGUCUCCUAUAGAUUAAAGAUAAAAAUGUUAGUAAAUAGAUACAAGUGGAUCUAUAUCUAAUUCAAUUAUAAAUGUUUAAGGUGUCCCAACAGUUUCUUAAUUCAUUUUAGAUUAAGGAGAUUAAAAUUCAUAGCAUUAAAUAUCAUAAAUUUAGCAUUCUAAUUAAUUUGACGAACAAAGUUAAGUUUUAUCUAAUGAUUCAGAAAUAAAAAAUAUAAAUUUAACAGAUAUGGUUUCAUCUGAAAAGGUUAUUUUUAGAUCUUCUAAUGAAAAAAUCCUUUAAAAUAAGUAUAAUGAAGAAAUGAAAGUAAAAUCAUAAUUUGUAGGAAGAAGAAAUUCAAGAAAUUAUACCUUUAAUACUUCUCCUAAGAAAUAAACUCCACUAAUAUAAUUUAAUCAAAAUAUAUUAGAUAUAAAAAGUGAUAAAAAUUUAGAUUUUAUUCUUGAAUAAAGAUCAUCAAUUUCAAAUGAUAUAAACAUAUUUUAAUGUGAAUGGAUAAGAGUUAAAAUGUAAGUAUUUGGAGAAUUAAGAAUACUAGAAAAAGGAAAAGUUAUACAAUUUCAAAGUGAUGCUAAGGAACGUCCUGAUUAAGAAUUCUAUUAAUAUGGAACAAUAGUAAUUUAAAUAUAUAUAUUCUUUCUAGAAUUUCAAUUUAAAAAAGAUUAAAACAAUUAAAACUUUAAAUACAGCUUCAAUAAUUGAAAUAUAGACUCGACGUUAUUCUCAUAAAGAAAUAGCAAUAGAAAUAUUUUGUAAAAGUUAAAAAUCAUACUUUUUUGUAUUAUAUGAUACUGAAAAAAGAAAUUAAUUUUUAAAUUGUUUUAAAUAAAAUAAUUAUAUACGUAUAGUAGUAGAUAGAAGAGCAGGUAAAUUUUUAAACUUGUAUUAGAGUUUCAGGCUAGGAAUUAUACAAAUAAAUGGCGUGAAGGAGAAAUAUCAAAUUUUGAAUAUUUGAUGUUAAUAAAUAAAUAUUCUGGUAGAUCAUUCAAUGAUUUAAAUUAAUAUCCUAUAUUUCCUUGGGUUAUUAGUGAUUAUACAAGUAAAAAAAUAGAUUUAGUAUAAUAUAUAUUGAUAAAUUAGAAUAAUAGAGAGUAGUAUAGAGAUUUAGACAAAAUGAUUGGUAAUUAAAAUAAAGAGAGAUUAGAAAAUAUUAAAUAAAGAGCUGAAUCUUUAAAAUAGACUUAAAUGGAAUAUUUUUUAUUUGGUUCACAUUAUAGUGUAGCAGCUUAAAUAAUAAAUACUUUAGUAAGAAUAGAACCAUUUACAACCCUUUAAUGUGAAUUAUAGGAUGGAAAAUUAGAUUAGGCAGAUCGUAUAUUUUUUUCAAUUCCUAAUAUUUGGGAUUCAUGUUAAAAUGAUCAUUAAGAUUUUAGAGAAUUGAUACCUGAAUACUUUUAUUUUCCUGAAUUUCUUAAAAAUAUUAAUCAAAUAUAAUUUGGUUUAAGGUAAAACUAGGAAAUGGUUGAUAAUGUCAUUUUACCUCCAUGGGCAGAAAGUUGUGAAGAGUUUAUAGAAAUUAAUAGAAAAGCUCUUGAAUCUUAUUUUGUAAGUGAAAAAUUACAUAAUUGGAUUAAUUUAGUUUUUGGACCAUAUUCAUAAGGAGAAGAAGCAAAAAAAAGAGAUAAUUUAUAUCAUUGGUUAACUUAUGAAACUUGUUGGUAAUCAUUAGAUAAAUUAUCAUAUCAUGAAAAAAUGGGUUAUUUAACUUAAAUUUAAUCUUUUGGAUAAAUACCUUUUUAAUUAUUUUAAAAACCUCAUAAAGCAAAGAAAAUAUUAAAAUAAAAUUUGUAUUCUCCAUAAAAUUUAGUAAGAAUUCUUAGUGAGAAAAAAAUAGUUUAUGAUAAAAGAAUGCUGAAAUUAGAUAAAAAGGUUAUAUUAAAAUCUUAUAAAGAGAACGAUAAUUUAUAUGUAUUAUUAAAUAAUUGUUCUGUUUAUAAAUUAAAGUAAUAUUUAAAAUAUAUUAAAAUAGAUAUAAUAUAAAUUUAGAGAAAAAAGAAAGUGAAGAAAAAUUGCUAUCUUCUUAAAUAUUUUCAAUAUAAGAUGUUGAAAAAUUACAUUUAGAAAAAUGUGAUAUAUUAAAGAAUUAAAAUAAUUAAAUUGUUAAAAAUUACAGAAAUACUUAACCAAAUCAUAUAAUUGGUCAUUAAUUUUAAAUGGAUGAUCAUUUAUUAUUUGUAGCUGGAUAUUUAAGUGGUGCUGUAUAUAUUUUUGAUCUUCAUUAAGAUAAAACUUAAAAUAACCCUGCAUAUAAUAAAAUUAAACUUCAUAAAAGAAGAGUAACAUGCUUAUGUUAUUCAUCAAAAUUAAAAGUAUUAUGUUUGGGAGCUAAAGAUAAUAGAGUAACAGUUUGGAAAUUAUAAUAAACAAAUGAAAAAAUACCAUUUUUUGGAUCUUCCCCAAAAUAUAUCCUUUACGGACAUGAAAAAUCAAUUAAAUGUGUAACAAUUGAUGAUGAUAUGGAGAUUGUUAUAAGUUUAGAUAAAACAGGAAAAUUAUAAAUACAUUCAAUAUUAUCUGGUUUGUUUUUAAAUGAAAUAAGAUUUAAUUUAAGUCAGGGUGAUAAAAUAUGGAAUGUCAUUUCAAAUAAAAAUGGACUUAUUGCUUUAUUAACAACGAAUAGUGAGAUUAUAGUAACAAGGUAUAAUAUAAAAUAAAUUUAUAGAGUUAAUGGCUUUUUAAUUAGAAGAUAUAUAUAUAAAAAUAUUGGUUUAAUUACAUAAAUUGCUUUUUAUCAAGAUUUUAAUUUACUUGUUUCAACUCUUUAAGGGGAAAUACUUUUAAUUUAAGAUAUAUCAAGUCUGCCAGAGUAGCAUCCUCUUAUUUUUCAUAUAUAUUAAAAUACAUCAAAAAUAGGAAUUAUUAAUUUUUCUUAUUGUAUUGAAAAUAUUUUAUAUAGAAAUCGAAAAUGAAGGACUUAUUUUUUUGAUUAUAUCAAGUGAUGGAUCUGUCUAUCGUUUUGUUUUAAGUGCUGGAUUAAGUAAUUACUUUUUUAUAAUAAUAUUUAGAUACUGAUUUUACAAAUUAUCUAGGAAAUUUGGGGAUGUGA